AGGGUAUCGCCGAACUCGGGGAUUGUUCAAGGAUUGAUCGAAUCCUUUCCUUUUGGAUUGAUUGGAAGCCUGGAUAUUAUUUGACAGAGAAGCAAAAUGCCUGAACAGGGGUCGCUGAGCCAUCAUACACCGGACAUCGAGAAUCUCUUGGUCCUGAACCCGAAAACGUCGCAGUUUGCGAAUUGUGUCCCGAGCAAGACGACGAAGCACGAGAAGAAACAUUGGAAGCGAAACCACGACAAGUCCUGUCAUAAUUACUAUGGAGCAGCUAAAGCAAUCCUGAGUGACAAUCCACUGGGUUUAACGUGUGGCAUGGUUUGCCCUACAAGCGACCUCUGUGUCGGCGGGUGUAACCUCUACGCUUCGGAAGAAGGUCCGAUCAACAUUGGCGGUUUGCAGCAGUUUGCCACCGAGGUGUUCAAAGCUAUGAACAUUCCACAAACGCUGACACCAGCUGUGGAGCAAAAUUCGAAUCACCCGUCGUACACUGAGCCAAAAAUUGCACUCAUUGGCUGCGGUCCUGCGUCAAUUUCAUGCGCAUCAUUUUUGGCACGUUUGGGCUACAAAAAUCUCACAAUUUAUGAGCGUCAGGAUUACGUUGGUGGACUCAGUUCUGCGGAAAUUCCGCAAUACCGUUUGCCUUACGACGUUGUAGAUUUCGAGCUCACCUUGAUGAAGGACCUUGGAGUGACUGUUGAGACUGGCAGGAGUCUGUCCACAGAUGAUUUGACUGUCAUGAAGCUGAAAGGUGAAGGGACUGAUGCGAUUUUCCUCGGAUUAGGCCACCCAGAACCAAAAAUCAUCCCGGCGUUUCAGGGAUUGACUCAUGAGCAAGGAUUUUUCACGUCGAAAGACUUCUUACCCGUUGUUUCAUCUGCCAGCAAACCAGGAAUGUGUGCCUGCAAGAGCAACAGCUUGGCAUUGCCCAAACUCCAUGGCAGGGUCAUUGUCCUGGGAGCCGGGGACACGGCCUUUGAUUGCGCCACUUCUGCUCUUCGAUGCGGCGCCAAGAGAGUCUUCGUCGUUUUCCGCAAGGGAUUCACCAACAUCCGAGCAGUUCCUGAAGAAAUGGAUUUGGCCAGAGAGGAGAAAUGUGAGUUCCUGCCUUUCCUCGCUCCAAACGAGGUCAUUCUCAAGGACGGAAGAAUUGCUGCUGUCGAUUUUGUGCGAACUGAACAGGAUGAUGACGGAAAGUGGAUCGAAGACGAGGAGCAAACAACGAAGGUCAAGGCUGAUUUCGUCAUUUCUGCCUUCGGUUCUGGGCUAUACGACGAGAAAGUCAUUCAAGCCAUGCAACCCUUGAAGCUGACUGACUGGGGCACGCCGGUCGUGGACCACACCAACAUGUCGACGUCGGAACCCGGGGUGUUUUGCGGCGGUGACGUGGCUGGUGUCGCGGAAACAACCGUCGAGUCUGUCAACGACGGCAAAGUCGCCGCGUGGCACAUGCAUGUUUACCUUCAGGCCCUGCGGGGUAAUCGAGUCCCGUCGUCAUCUGUCCCCUCAUUGCCGAAAUUCCACACCCCGAUCGACGACGUUGACGUGUCGGUGACUCUUUGCGGACUCCGGUUUGAGAACCCCUUUGGACUAGCUUCUGCACCCCCGACAACGACGUCAGCCAUGAUUCGGAGGGCCUUUGAACAGGGCUGGGGGUUUGCCUUGACCAAGACCUUUUCGCUGAACAAGGAUGUGCCGACGAAUGUGUCGCCGAGGAUUGUGAGAGGCACGACGUCGGGAGAGGUGUAUGGCCCCGGGCAAGGCGCCUUUUUGAACAUUGAGUUGAUUUCCGAGAAGACGCAGGAAUAC
Notodromas monacha is the source of this 1806-nucleotide messenger RNA. The record is from the annotation of a GenBank genome assembly. Lineage: Eukaryota; Metazoa; Arthropoda; Ostracoda; Podocopida; Cyprididae.